Messenger RNA from Sphaerodactylus townsendi, 2827 nucleotides. RefSeq names its product prostaglandin reductase 3 (gene PTGR3). Gene Ontology annotation, cellular component: mitochondrion. The record is from RefSeq and is a predicted model, not a curated record. Lineage: Eukaryota; Metazoa; Chordata; Lepidosauria; Squamata; Sphaerodactylidae. Gene Ontology annotation, molecular function: oxidoreductase activity; zinc ion binding. Bases 776 to 1999 code for a protein of 407 amino acids. The transcript has 2 exons.
GUGCAGCAGCCAGCAGCUCCUGGAGGCUGUAAUAACAUUACCCGCUUAGCCGCAACUUCUUCCCACCAGCCUAACCCUUUAUUGAUCUAAUAUUGCAACCGGGGGUUCUUUUUAUAGAGACCUAUUUAGGCAGGAUCAGCUCCCUCUCGUGAUAAAUUGGAAGGAAGGGAGGCGGAGGUAGUUUCGGCUGCUCCUCUGGGCUGAUCACGUCUCCUUAGCAUACAGAUCACUGAGCCCCUUACACAAAAAAAUAGCAAGCAGAACAGCAUUUUCCCAUUUUUUUGGUAAAGAUUUUCUUUUCUGAGUGAAAGCACAGUGCACAAGCCUCGGUGCACAGGCUUGCGCGCCUGUGUGGGUCUGUUUCUUGCUUUGUUGUAGACUACACAAAACACCCUGGUUUUUUUAGGGAGGGGGUUGUUCCCGGUGCAGAGCUGGCCGGGUUGCGAAAGGGGGGAACUUAGCCCCUGUUUUAGACCGGCCGGUUGUAACAGAAGAUCAGCUGCAGGGUGUGUGUUUUUGUCUUGUUUUUGGUGUCGUCGUCUCUCCCCCCCCCCCCCUCCCGCGGCACCGCUGCUGCCGCCGAUCUGGUGUUUCCGUGUUGCAGAAAGGACUGGGAAGGGAGGACUCCAGGCAGGCUGCAGCUUGCUGCGUUAGGCGUUAUUUGCAUGCACAAAUCGCUGUGCACGGAGUCCGAUCUCCUGCAAUCUAGGCUGGAGGUUUGCAACCAUCUGGGUCUGGAGUGCCGAGGAACAGCGUGGGGGGAGGCCAGGUCGGCAUGCGUUUGAGCGCCCGGAGCUGCGUGUGGCUGAAAUCUGUGGGAGGUCGGCGGUGCUGGCUGCAGAGGGCUCCUCCGGCGAGUCCCGUCCCGUCUUGCCCAGGUGGGGCUCGGCCCCGACCCAUCGUGGACAUGUCCUACUCCCGCCACUUUCUGGAUUUCCAGGGCUCGUCCAUUCCCACCUGCAUGAAGAAGCUGGUGGUGACUCAACUGAGCACAAACUUCCGAGAAGCUGUUGCCUUGCGCCAUGAUGUGCCUGUUCCACUCCCCGGAGACGGCGAGUUGCUUGUCAGAAACAGAUUUGUUGGCAUUAACGCGUCUGAUAUUAACUACUCAGCUGGCCGAUACGACACCACAGUUAAGCCCCCUUUUGAUAUAGGUUUUGAAGGAAUUGGAGAAGUGGUGGCUUUGGGUUUGACGGCAAGUGCUAGAUACACAGUGGGCCAAGCAGUAGCCUAUGUCAGGCCAGGGGCUUUUGCUGAAUACACUAUUGUGCCUUCUAAAGAAGCUAUUCCAGUGCCUUCGGUGAAACCUGAGUUUCUUACACUACUGGUAAGUGGAACUACUGCAUUUAUCAGUCUGAAGGAGCUUGGAGAAUUGUGUGAAGGCAAGACUGUUUUGGUGACAGCAGCAGCCGGAGGGACUGGCCAGUUUGCUGUGCAGCUUUCAAAGAAGGCCAAAUGCCAUGUAAUAGGAACAUGCUCCAGUGAUGAGAAAUCUGGGUUUCUGAAAUCCAUUGGCUGUGACCGCCCCAUCAACUAUAAAACCGAAAACGUUGCUGAUGUCCUGAAGAAGGACUACCCACAAGGUGUGGAUGUAGUAUAUGAAUCUGUUGGUGGAAAGAUGUUUGAUUUGGCUGUCAACUGCUUGGCUGUCAAAGGGCGCCUGAUAGUUAUUGGGUUUAUCUCUGGCUACCAAACACGGACUGGCCUUCAGCCAGGAUAUGUGGAAAUGUUGCCAGCAAAAUUGCUAAGAAAAUCCGCCAGCAUCCACGGUUUCUUCUUAAACCAUUACUUUUCUGAAUACCAAAUGGCUAUGAAACACUUGCUUGAAAUGUGUGAAAACAGAGAACUGGUUUGUGAGGUGGACUUUGGAGACAUGUCUCCAGAGGGCAAGUUCACUGGUUUAGAGUCAGUAUUCCAUGCUAUAGAUUAUAUGUACAUGGGAAAAAACACUGGAAAAAUUGUAGUUGAAUUACCUCAUUCUGUCAACAGUAAGCUGUAAAAACAGAACAAUGAUAUAAAUCAAGAGAGAGAAUGGUCACUUUAUGCUUCACAAUAAGUAAAACAGUUAAUUUUUUUAAUGUUAGAAAAAGGCAACAUAUAUUAAAAAGGAUCAUUUAGGUGUUAGUAAAAUUUUGACUAGUUUCAGAUAUAGCUUUUGUAUUAUAUAAAAAUGCAACUUGUCAUUGGGAUUGCAUUAAACAGCUCUACAUUUUGUGUCUGGAAAUUCAGCCUUCCCUGAGUCUUAUUAUUUUGGCUAACUAUAAAAAUUGAUCUUGUAAUUUUCUUUGGGUUUUAUAACAAUUUGGAAUGGAAACAUUUUCCAUCUAUUACUACUCAGAUGAAAGUACAUUAUAUGAAACAAAUUCUUAGAUUCUUCAUACCACAUGAUGAAUAAGAUCCAGCAGGAAGUCCUCGAAAUGGUGGGAACUGUGUUUUGCAGUAGUAUUUCCAUAGGAGAACAUUCCAGCUGAUUGUGCCCAAUAUUUUUAAAAAGUGAAAUAUUAUGAUCUCUUAAGUCCUGGGGAUUCCAAAUAAGUGGCUCUAUUUUCUGUGCUAAGCAAGACAAAUUUCGAAUUCAGCUAGGAAAAUAUGUCUCGCUGGUUGAAAAAGAAAAAAAAUCAGCUAAAGUUUGCUGCCAAGUUCAAGCCUUAAUUUCUGUUUUGACCUAUACUGCCUGUAAUGCCACUUUUCCAGUAUUAUUUUUGCUAUAUUACCCCAUUAAAUGGAUCACCUUUGCUAUAAUGUUAAGUUCUGCUUAUUCUGUUUAUCCUCGUUAUAUUAAGGUCAUCUAGGAACAAAAGAACUAAUAAAGUUCCCCAAAGGUUUU